This is a messenger RNA of Peniophora sp. CBMAI 1063, 1770 nucleotides long. Lineage: Eukaryota; Fungi; Basidiomycota; Agaricomycetes; Russulales; Peniophoraceae. The record is from the annotation of a GenBank genome assembly.
AUGGCGGAUCCAUCGAAGGAGAACGCGAGGAACUUCUCGCAUCCUCUGGCCGACUCUCCCUCCUCGGCAACGCAGCUACACCCCAGCUCAGGGUCUAUCUCCGCGCGCCUGAAUGCGCUCGAUGCCGAGCGUUCCGUUCUUAAAGCGACCGCUCGUAGAGCGCGAAAUCUUCGCAACGCCCAGUCCGUGACCUUCCGCCUUCCGGCUGAGAUCCUAGCCUCUGUAUUCGACGCCCUGUGGGAUGUUUGGCCACCCUCCCGCUACUUCAAGCUUGGAUCCGACAUACUCCAUUACGAUUUGGGCUGGAUGAAGGCCACCCAUGUUUGUCAGUUGUGGCGGCAUGUGGCCGUAGGAACUCGCAAUCUCUGGGCAGCGCAUCGCAACGUACUGGACAUGCCGACGCAGUUUCUCCCCGUUGUGCUCCUUCGCGCCGGAAACCUUCCUCUGGAUAUUUGUAUUGAUCUCGAGGAAAGGAACAAACAACCACCUGAAGAACUUUGGAGAGAUGACAGUGAUGUUCAUAGGCGCGCGGAGGUCUGGCUAUGUCAGUCCCUAUGCUUGCGCACCGGACAGCUAUCCAUCAACGGCAUCACACGCAGUCUCAUGCGGCUGCUCGAGAAGAAUGCCACCCUCCUCAAACGCCUUCGGGGUUUGCACCUCCAGCCGCCCACCGACGUCACCGACCUCGUGCUUCCAGAUAACCUCGCGCGCCUGCCUUUGUUGACGGAGCUAGCCCUCAACGACAUACCCGUGUCUUGGCGCUACAUUCGCGACCUGACAUAUAUUGAAUAUACCUUCGAUGAAUCAUUCGAAUCCGACCAAAACUUUGACAUACACUUCCAAACUCUCCUCGAUCGCUUACCGUCGCUACACACUCUGAUACUAGGCGAUAUCACUCCAAAAGACCUUCCUCCGGAACAUCAGGAGAUAACUGCACCGCCAAGUCUUCGUCUUUUCAAGAUCUUUCUAUACAUCUGGGACGAUUAUCCCGAGAAGGACAAAAGCAUGCAGGCCUUGCGGUUCUUGGCCACAUUUCAUUUGCCGCCGUCGUGCUCUCGCUUCGCUACAAUCAUGGGUAAUAUCGAUACGACAACCGCACAGGCAACACCAUACGUCGCGCGCUGCAUAGAGUCUUUCUUCUCGUUCGGUCUCACAGCAAACCGCGAGGCAGCCCUUUCACCAGACUCUUUUACAGUUGUCGAAAGCGAGCCACCAAUUCGUCCGCUAAUCAUCGGUAGCCAUCCUGCUUGGAGCAGUGAGCUGUCAGGUUGGGGGAUAGAAGAGCCUCUACGACUCCCUCCUGGCACUGAGAGGUCCCAUCUUUCCAUCGACGGCCUUCGACUAUGGGAUUAUACCUCGUGUUUCAGCAGCCAGGACCUGCGCGCUGUCACGUUCACAAGCGACUUUUGCCAUAUGAUGGGCCAGAAGGAUCGGUGGGCCAAACUUGGUGCAGGUAUACCGCAGGUCCGUCGGGUUGGCAUAUUCUUUGACGACUGCGAACCGUUCCUACGUUCUUUCACCGAGAGCGACGGCGAUGGAGGAUUCACUACGUGGCCGUUACUUGAAGUCAUCGUUCUGCACGACUCAGAGUGUUGUGCACCCGAGAGUGAAAUGAUACCGCAAUUAAACGCUCUCACAAACGCCGUGCGUUUGAGGAAGGAUGCGGGUGCGCCGUUGAAGGAGUUAUUCAUCUCGGAGGACUUCGAGGAGUGGGGGAUCUGGGCCGCAUUGAAGGCGGAGGUGAAGGUCACUGUUUUGAGAGACGAGUAG